AUGCUCAUGACCGAAAAAGGUUCUCUCAGGAAAGUAGGAACCAACGAGGAUCUGGACCUCUGCACUACGACCGGAAACAGCAUUCUACCAUUGCACGAGUUACUCGUGAACUCGACCGUUCCUGCGGCCGCGGUUGCAGUAAAACUGAGCGAGGACUCCACGGACGAAGCCGGUAGGAGCAACGGGGAUAAAAGACGUGGUAUUCUUAGCAAUUUCCAGAGAACUGGCUUCUCGGUUAAAUUCCUGGUGUUAAUGGGCCCGGUUGCUUUCAGAUAUCGACAGACCAGGUUCAGCUCGCGAAGGAUACGCAAGAGGGUGGUUUUCAAGCACGGCGAUUGCAAUGUCGUACAAGGAAAUGUCGCCAAGCGACGACGCCGUUACCUUCAGGACAUCUUCACGACGCUAGUGGACGCCCAAUGGCGAUGGACCCUUCUAGUUUUCUCGAUGAACUUCCUCCUCUCGUGGCUGGGUUUCGCUCUGAUAUGGUGGCUGAUAGCGUACAGCCACGGGGAUCUCGAUCCAGACAACUAUUCCAAUCCGAAUUUGACGUUCACCCCGUGCAUCAUGGACAUUCGUGGUUUCACCAGCUCUUUCCUGUUCUCAAUCGAGACCCAACACACGAUCGGGUACGGAUCGAAACACCCAACAGACGAGUGCCCAGAGGCGGUGUUCGUGAUCUGCAUCCAAUCGAUGACGGGCGUGAUCCUGCAGGCGUUCAUGGUUGGCAUAGUGUUCGCGAAGCUGUCACGACCGAAGAAACGUACGCAGACAUUGCUUUUCUCGCGAAACGCUGUGAUCUGCCAGAGGGACGGCCAACCGUGUCUGAUGUUCCGUGUCGGUGACAUGAGGAAGAGUCACAUCAUCGAGGCUCACGUCAGGGCCCAGAUGAUCAAACGAAAAGUAACCAGGGAAGGGGAGCUUCUACCGUUCUUUCAGACGGAAUUGAAAGUGGGCGGUGACGGCGAAGAGGACAAGAUAUUCUUCAUUUGGCCGACAACGAUCGUUCACAAGAUCGACGAAAUGUCACCUCUUUAUCACAUAUCCGCGAGUGAUAUGCUGAAGGAACGGUUCGAGAUCGUGGUGAUGCUGGAAGGCGUCAUCGAAUCGACUGGUAUGACCACUCAAGCCAGAAGCUCCUAUCUACCCUCGGAAAUUUUAUGGGGACACAGGUUCGAGCAUAUAAUCACGUUCAAGAAGGAGACAGGUGAAUACGAGGUGAAUUACACGCUUUUCAACAAUACCUACGAGGUCGACACACCGCUCUGCUCCGCGGCUGAUCUGGACAAAAUCAGAUCGAUGCAACGCGCGAAGGGAGGGAUUUCAGAGCGUAUGAGCACCGGAGUGUUCCCUCAUUACCGGGACGCGUCCAGCAGUUCCUUGACCACCGGAUCCGGUUCGAGUCUGGCAUCGUCCACCGGUGGUUUGCACAUGAACGUCCCGAUGACGACACUUACUCCGAUCCCGGUUAUGAUCACCGGCCCUGACGGUUCUCUGAGACGCGAGAGCAUGCAAAGCAUGCAGACUGACGGGAAACAGCCGAUUUUUUACACGCAGAACGAGUUAUCGGACAGCGAGCCCCAUCCAAUUAGCCACACGCAAGAAGAGCAAAGGAACCAAGAAGAUUACAAUCGCGUGUUGGAGGACAUCAACGCGACGUUGAGGAAAAAUCGAGGACAGAGCAAGGAGGAGAAGCGAAUGCACAGGGAGUCGUCGAGGGGCACGUUGGAGUCGAAAAAGAACGAGGGUAGGUCGAACGUGGAGGUGAUGAGGAGAUCCAGCUCGAGAACGACGAUGGAUCAGGUCCCAGUCCUCAUCAAUCCUCCGCCAAGGUCACCCUCUCGACAGCAUUUAGAACCUAGACCCACCAAAUUCGCAGAGCAUUCGGAAGACCACCAUGAGUCUUCUCCUCAUCCACAUUCUCAUCCACAUCCUCAUCCUCAUCCACAUUCUCAUGCCCAUCCUCAUCCACCAUCGAGGAGAUCCAGUUUGGGCGACAAUCAGAAGCCUCAUCAUCCACCACCCAGGGAGCCACAUAAGAAGACGAGCUUCAUCCUAGGCGACGACGAUCACGUCAUCACGAUCUCGAAAUCCCCGUCCCGUCACGACCACGAUGAAAUGGACUCUGAUUCAUCGAAAACGAAUCAUCAUCCUCCGAGCAGAGGUCCCCAGGAGCAAGUAUAGGGUACCGAGGAAUGGUGGGAUUCCACGAACGGAAGGGCGGUGCGUGUGCCGGCG
Molecule: messenger RNA, 2235 nt
Organism: Dufourea novaeangliae
Lineage: Eukaryota; Metazoa; Arthropoda; Insecta; Hymenoptera; Halictidae
Exons: 10
Coding region: 1-2181 (726 amino acids)
Biological process (GO): potassium ion import across plasma membrane; regulation of monoatomic ion transmembrane transport
Cellular component (GO): plasma membrane
Molecular function (GO): inward rectifier potassium channel activity
Source: RefSeq, a predicted model, not a curated record